UUUUAACAAAGCUUAUAGCUUUUUUUAGUUUUUUUUACAAAAUAAGCUUAAUUUGGUGUUUGGUUUAGCUUUUUAAGCUUAUGCUUAUUAGCUUAUAUAAGCUAAUUUUAAGAAGCUUAUUUGAAGAUGGUUUUUUAGCUUAUUUUAAGAAGCUUCUUUGUGUAAGGGCAAAUGAUAUAAAAUAAGCUAUAAGCUAAUCUAAACACUUAAAAAGAGCUUAUCAAAUGAUAGAAAAUAAGCUAUAAGCUACUUUAAAAUAUAACCAUAAGCCAAAAAAUAAAAGCCAGGCCAAACACCCCCUUCUUCAACUUCUCUGAAUCACAACAAGCGGUAUCAGUAUGAUGUAUUUUUAAGCUUCAGCGGUGAAGAUACCCGUAGGAGCUUUGUCAAUCAUCUAAACAACGCUCUUCAGGGGCACGGUAUUCGCACUUUCAAAGACGACGAGAAACUCCAAAAAGGCAAAGAGAUCAAAGACGAGCUCUUGAAGUCUAUUGAUGACUCCAGGUUCUGCAUUAUUGUUUUCUCUAAGAAGUAUGCAUCUUCGUCUUGGUGUUUGGAUGAGCUCGUAAAGAUUAUGGAACGCCACAAGACAAUCGAUCAAACUGCAUUCCCUGUUUUCUAUGAUGUGGAACCAACACAAGUCCGCAAACAAAGUGGGUCGGUUGGAGAAGCCUUUGCCAAACAUACCAAUAAGGUGGUCGUUUGGAAACCCCUUACCAAGACUGUCUUGAAAAAGGCACUUGCCAGACAUACCAAUAAAAAGCUGGGAAAAUGGAGAAAGGCUUUGAAAGAUGCAGCCAAUUUGUGUGGAUGGGACUUGAAGAACAUUGCUGAUGGACAUGAAGCAAAAGUCAUUAAAUUAAUUGUCGAGCGGGUUUCACUCGAGUUACGAUCCAUUAAUACGGGAGUUGAUGAGAAUUUAGUAGGCAUGGAACAGAGGAUGCAAGCUCUCGAUCCUUAUUUAGAGAUUGGUUUGAAUGAUGUUCGCAUGGUAGGGAUCAAGGGCAUGGGGGGUGCUGGAAAGACUACUUUGGCCCGAGCUAUUUUUGAUAAACUAUCCAUUAAUUUUGAGGGUAGAAGCUUUGUUGAAAAUGAGAGGGAAAAUGCAAAAUCUUCUUUGUCAAGUUUGAAGAAGUUGCAAGAACAAGUCCUUAGAGAUGUAACAAAUGAUAAAGGUAUUACCAUAAGCAGUGUUCAUGAAGGGACAAAGUUGAUAAAAACGAUGUUGUGUGGGAAAAAAGUUCUAGUUGUUAUCGAUGAUGUGGAUCAUAAAGACCAGCUUGAGGUGUUAGCUGGUGAGCCUAAUUGGUUUAGUCCGGGAAGUAGAAUUAUAAUUACAACGAGAGACGAGCAAGUGCUUUUAGCACACAAGAUAAAGAUGAUCAAAGAUGUUGAUCUGUUAUCGGGUGACGAAGCAAUUCGUCUCUUUAGUAAGCAUGCCUUUCGAGAAGAUAUUUCACCUCACGAGUAUGAAAAGCAAUCACUUGAUCAAGUUAUACAUUAUGCUGCUGGUCUUCCCUUAACAAUCAAAGUUCUGGGUUCAUUUCUAUGUGGCAAAAACAAGUCUGAAUGGAAAGAUGCACUAGCAAGACUCGAAACAAUCCCAUUGAAGGAAUCGCUUAAAGUAUUGGAACUAAGCUAUGAAAGUCUCGAGGAUGAUUACAAGGAAAUAUUCCUAGAUGUUGCAUGUUUCCUUAGACAUUGGACGAAAGAUAGAGCAAUAAGAGUGCUUCAAAGUUGUGGAUUUCACGAUACAAAUGGUUUAAGGGUUCUUGAGCAAAAAUCUCUAAUCAAAAUUGUAGGACCGUUUUUUGAAGGUGGAUGCAUAAGAAUGCAUGACCGUAUAGUAGAAAUGGGCGAGAAUAUUGUACAUCGUGAGCACCCGGAUGAGCCCAACAAACGUAGCCGAUUAUGGGUUAGGGAGGAAAUUGAACAUGUCUUGGCUGAUAACUCGGGUAGCGAAGCAGCAAGAUGUACAUGUCUAUAUAACGCUCCUGGUAUUGUUUUGAAAACUCUUGGAAACAUGAAGAACCUUAGAUGCCUUAUUGCAUACGAUGGAGAGUGCUAUAAUGACGAUUGUGGGAGGAUUGAUGAAGCUCAUGAAUACUUUCCAAAUUCGUUACGAUAUAUAAAGUGGUACCGAUACCCUCAUUGGUGUUUACCCAAAACAUUUGAAGCUAAUAAUCUCGUUGCACUUGAAAUAUUUCAAAGCAAAAUCAAACAACUUUGGGAAGGGAGAAAGGUAAUAUAG
Molecule: messenger RNA, 2251 nt
Organism: Helianthus annuus (common sunflower)
Lineage: Eukaryota; Viridiplantae; Streptophyta; Magnoliopsida; Asterales; Asteraceae
Product: TMV resistance protein N-like
Exons: 3
Coding region: 575-2251 (558 amino acids)
Biological process (GO): signal transduction; defense response
Molecular function (GO): ADP binding
Source: RefSeq, a predicted model, not a curated record